AUGGACAACACCGGCCCAGCUGCUGCUUACCUUAGGACCUACGCGGGUGAUCUGACGUGCGCGUUCGGACGCCGCACCGGCCGAGUUUAUGUGGGGACGGCCGACGGAAAUGUGCUCGCGUUCGCCGCGAACGCGUCGGGUGAAUCAGAUCGCACCGGCAGCGCCGAGCUGUCCUUGACGCAAUUGCUCUGGCGCUUCCGCGUGUGUGCACAAGCGGUGACGAGCGUGUGCGGCGUGGAAAGUGAUGGGCUGGACAAGGCCACGCUGCUUCUGGUCGGCAGCGCUGGCGGGGAGCUCGUGGUGCUGCGCGAAAAGCUGGAGCUACGACGGUUCCGGUUGGAGAGUGCAGUGCAGCACAUUUGCGUUGAUCGGGACGGAGAGUUCGUCGUCGGGGACGCGCUGGGCAAUCUCUACGGCGUGACACAACAUGAGAUCCUCUGGAAGAGUCGACUGCCUACUGUUGCUCCUAAGGAUGACAUUGGAGCAGAGUACUUCUAUCCAUCAGUGGCCACACCAACAGUGCAGGCGAUCGCGCCUGCCAAGCUGCUGGACGUCGAGAAGACACUGUCGAACUACGUUAUCGUUGCUACUGGACAGAAACAUUUACUUGUGACUCACCGCGGCCAAUACGUUGGCUUGAUUCCUACCCGUACCCCAAUUGCAACGUUAGCGAGCUUUCCCGUUGGAGACGAAGACGUCGUGCUGGCAACCGGGGAGGAAGGGGUUAUCUAUCGCCUUGUGAGCUAUCGAGACGCAAUACUGAAGGAGAUGCCAGACUUCCGCUUCGCUCUGGAAAAAUGGGCUCAAGCGUCAUUUUCUGUCGCAAAAAUUUUGCCUGUAAAGACCCAUGCAUCUACCUCCAAGUCCGACUUUGCGUGGAUCUGCUUUGGUGUAGAUGGUGAAGUCGCUCUUUUUUGUGGACAAAAGCGUGUGAAACUAUGGAGUGCAGCUUCGUUUAGCAGUGCACGCAAGGUAGAGCUAGGUUUUCCCGUCGAUAUGACGCUGCUAAACGAUCGUGAUGGCAACACUAGACAACAAAGCGGGGCUAUCGUGUUCCCAGAGAGAAUACAUAUUUUCUCCAUCGAGCUCACAGACAAGCAGUAG
Molecule: messenger RNA, 1104 nt
Organism: Phytophthora nicotianae INRA-310
Lineage: Eukaryota; Oomycota; Peronosporomycetes; Peronosporales; Peronosporaceae
Exons: 5
Coding region: 1-1104 (367 amino acids)
Molecular function (GO): protein binding
Source: RefSeq, a predicted model, not a curated record